Molecule: messenger RNA, 2048 nt
Organism: Numida meleagris (helmeted guineafowl)
Lineage: Eukaryota; Metazoa; Chordata; Aves; Galliformes; Numididae
Gene: IDO2
Product: indoleamine 2,3-dioxygenase 2
Exons: 10
Coding region: 106-1749 (547 amino acids)
Biological process (GO): 'de novo' NAD+ biosynthetic process from L-tryptophan
Cellular component (GO): cytoplasm
Molecular function (GO): L-tryptophan 2,3-dioxygenase activity; indoleamine 2,3-dioxygenase activity; metal ion binding
Source: RefSeq, a predicted model, not a curated record
GCCUUGUGCUUUGGCAGUGGGAAUUUAAUGACAACCUCAGCUCAUGUUCAGCCAUUAAGAAGUUAGCUGGAAAUGCAGAUUAAUCCUCAACUGACAUGAAACGUGAUGCUGGGAGCUUUACUGCCUGCCAUGCAGCACUUACUGCAUGGCAGCAGCUUCAGCUGUGGCUCCCUUGAUUUACCUUGGCUGUUAGGAGCGCAUAAAUCAGCAGCACUGUGUGCAAGCCCAGGACUGAGGACUCCGUUGUUGCACACUCCACUCCCCCAGGGACAAAAUCCCCCGUCCUGGGGGGAGGACACCAUUGGGGUGCCAUGCUGGAGCUUUUCCCCAUGUCCCCAUCCUGGGGGCACAGCUCGCAGCCCCCGCCCCCAGCCCGCUGCAGGGGCUGGAGCUCAGCGCUUGCUUAUCUUCAACCUUUACUCGUGUUUGCUCAGCCCCUCCGGCCACAGGCACCCCCCAGGACAAGGUUCGGGGCCGGGGCACGGUGCUGGCUCAGCACAAAGCAGGGCAGCACAGCGUGUCCCGGCUGGGAUGGAGGCCGGGGACGAGAAGGAGGAGAUCCCACUGCCCACGGUGCUGAGCCGCUUCCAGCUCUCGGAGGAGUACGGCUUCCUUCUGCCCAACCCUCUGACAGAGCUGCCACCUCCCUACAGCCCUUGGAUGGACAUUGCCCAUGAGCUGCCCCAGCUGAUCGCCAGCCGCCAGCUCCGUGCACGCAUCCGCCAGAUGCCACAGCUGAACACUCAACACCUCCGAGGACAUGAGGAGCUGCACCUGGCCCACCUGGUGCUCAGCUUCCUCACCAUGGGCUACGUGUGGCAGGAGGGCGAGGAGGGCACCAUGAAGGUGCUGCCCCGCAACCUGGCUAUCCCCUUCUGGGAAGUGUCACAGACCCUGGGGCUGCCCCCCAUCCUCAGCCAUGCAGACUUCGUCCUGGCCAACUGGAGGAGGAAGGAUCCCAGCGGGCCUCUGGAAAUUGAGAACCUGGAGCCCAUCAUAUCACUGCCUGGGGGAGACAGCCUGCGCGGAUUCAUCCUCGUCACGCUCCUGGUGGAGAAGGCAGCUGUGCCCGGCAUCAAGGCAACCAUCCAGGCCAUUCGCGCCAUCCGGCAUCGUGAUGACGAGCGCCUGCACCGAGCCCUGCAGGGGCUGGCAGCGGCCAUUGGAGACAUGGACAAGGCCCUGCAGCGAAUGCAUGAUUACGUGGAUCCAGCAGUAUUUUACACUGUGAUCAGGAUCUUCCUCUCUGGCUGGCGGGACAACGCGGCCAUGCCCCACGGGUUGCUCUACGAGGGCGUCUCCGAGCAGCCCAUGGCGUUCUCGGGAGGCAGCGCAGCACAGAGCUCCGUGCUCCACGCGUUUGAUGAGCUCCUGGGGAUUCGCCAUAGCCAGGAGAGCACCGCGUUCCUACACAGGAUGAGGGACUACAUGCCCCCUCCCCACCGCGCCUUCAUCAAGGACAUCAGCCGGGCCCCCUCCCUGCGGCAGCACAUCCUCAGCUCUGCAGACACGCGGCUCCGCGAGGCGUUCAACCACUGCGUCACGGCACUGGCAGACUUCAGGUCCCACCACAUUGCCAUCGUCACCAAGUACAUCGCUGUGGCCAAGGCCAAGGCGGGGCAGGAGGAGGCUGGUUCCAUUGGGAAGCCCCCGACCGCGCUGGAGGCCAAGGGGACCGGCGGGUCACACAUCUUCAUCUUCCUGAAGAGCGUCAGGGACAGCACCAGAGAGGGGCUGAUCAGCGCCUGACGGCCAGCACAGUGCUUGCUGCACCAUGCACGGAGACAGCACGGGAGGCCAGGGCUGCAGCAAUUCAUGCUUGCACAGGUCUCAGCUCACUCCUCCCCACAGCAUCUCACCAGGAUUUCACCAUUCCCUGCUGCGGCAAACAUGAGCCUGCCUGAGGGAGGACAGCACUGCCAUCCAUUGCCCCAAAGCACACAGGGAGCACGGUCCGAAGGCACCGGCAGGACUGUGCCACCCGAUGGCAUCUGUGACACUGUGACUGUGGCUCUGCUGCAUGAAUAACGCAGCCUAAUAAAGCUGCA